This is a messenger RNA of Mytilus trossulus (common blue mussel), 1580 nucleotides long. RefSeq lists its product as uncharacterized. NCBI's taxonomy places the organism in Eukaryota, Metazoa, Mollusca, Bivalvia, Mytilida, Mytilidae. The transcript is spliced from 3 exons. Bases 611 to 1372 code for a protein of 253 amino acids. Gene Ontology annotation, molecular function: calcium ion binding. The record is from RefSeq and is a predicted model, not a curated record.
GGUAAUGAAGUCAAUGAGGACCAGUCAUGCCACAGUGCAUGUUUUAUUAAAAAAUUAAUUAUUUUAAAUAAAUAUGUAAUAUCCUUGACAAACCAAAAUCAAUCAUUUAAAUACAUUUCAAAAGCAGGCACGUAAGGUAAACAUAUACUUUGUACCUGAGAAAUACCUGGUCGGAAUUUCUUACCUUUUAAUUGCUUUUGAUUAAUUGAUCUUGGAUUUUAAUACGGAAACAAUAUCAUAUUGAUUCUUCUUUCCUAACUGGAUAUUUUAUCAAUGGAGUUAAACGUGUAAGCUUACAGUCUUAUGACACUCAGGCGUUGUGUGUAGGGAUGAAUAUCAUACCAAAUGUGUCCGUUCAAACAUGUUGGUUUAUAUUAGUGGAGUAUUAUUAUCACUCAGGGUUUAUGAGACUUGAGAUUAAUUUGUGAAAUAAAAAAAUUGAAAAUUCUUAGGGUGGACCGGACAGUUAUAAUAUACGUGGGAGAACUUGAAGAAGUCGUAAAAUAACAACAGAGAUAUUUUACAAUCUAAUAAAACUUCAAUUUUGUUUGUUUGGCUAUUAUGGAAAUUGAUUGAUGUCUCGGGUAUAAAAGUCGAAUGACCGACAAAAAUGCAGAGAUUUACAUUUCAGUUAUCUAUUGGAGGAAGUCGAAUCAUGACGACCAAAGACGUAGGAGACAAUCCGAAGGGUCUGAAAAAGGCUGAUCAGGUCACGAAAGGCGAUGUUAUAAAACUCGAAGAAGAGAUCAUUCCGAAGGCAGAUACAAAAACAAAAGGUUCAGAAAAGACUAUCGAGGAAAAACAAUCUGCCAAAAAUAUGGAAGAAAAACAACCUGCAAAAAAUAUGGAAAAAAAAUCCGAUGAAAAACCUAAAGGCAUUACAAAAGAAGUAGAAGAACAGUUAAUGAAAAGUUAUAAAAAUGUGUCUGAUGAAUACAAAAAAUUGCUUAUUAAGUUUUUCAAAGCUGCUGAUACAGAAAAGGUUGGAUAUUUAACUAUUCAAAAGUUUGUUCCCGCUGUGAGAAAGUUAGGUUAUUCUGGAACGGACAGACAUUGCGCUGAAAUAUUUGUUGAUGUAAACACAAAUUUUGACGGAAAAGUAACAAUCCAUGAAUUUAUGUCUGAAAUGACCAAAAGAGACCCAAGAACAAUAAGUGAUGCAGAACUUUUGGAAACCUUCCGGAAGUUUGACGCCAAUAAAGAUGGAUACAUAACAAAGGACGAGCUCGAAAAAACACUGGACGGAAGUAAGAUUCGAUGGACCGAUUUUUUAUUGAAAGAUAUUAUAAAAAAGACAGAUUUUGAUGGUGAUGGCAAAAUAUCAUGGGAUGAAUUUAGAAAAUCUUGUCAGUAUAAACAGAUCAUAGUGUGAACAGGACGGAAUUUUAAUUGAUGUAAUCUAAAGGAAUCAAAAUGAUACUUUGUUCGGAAUCAAGUAUAUAUAAUGUAUAGACGAAAGGUACUCACCAACGUUCCUUAAAGUCAUUUAUAUAAUGUAUUUAUCAAUUUAGGACAAUUCCAUAAUGGAAGUUUGCAUCUUUCAUGAAUGUUAUCCGUAUCAAAAAAGUAUUCAUGCUUUU